Messenger RNA from Gigantopelta aegis, 2359 nucleotides. Its product is annotated as beta-1,3-galactosyltransferase 1-like. The transcript has 2 exons. Gene Ontology annotation, cellular component: membrane. The record is from RefSeq and is a predicted model, not a curated record. Lineage: Eukaryota; Metazoa; Mollusca; Gastropoda; Neomphalida; Peltospiridae. Bases 161 to 1303 code for a protein of 380 amino acids. Gene Ontology annotation, molecular function: hexosyltransferase activity.
CAACCAGCUAAGCUACUAUAUUUAUAACAAACGUUGAAUUGAACCACUAAUCCAUAUAACCUGCGACACAUUGUUAGUUAGACAUCAUAACGUGUAUGGAUCAUAACGUGUACAGAUGAGGUGAUUACUGUACUGUUCUAUCUUGUCAGUCUCGACGAAUAUGGAAAAACCUGCUGUUCAAUUUUUGUUAUCGAAGAUUCCUGUAAAAAGACUUCGGACUAUUUAUAAAUAUUUUGCAGUGAUUUCGUUCACUUUUGUGUCUGCUGUGAUAAUUGUGCAGUUUUUCGGAAAUAGAACCGUAAGAUUUGAUGACGUAAUAAGAGGCGAAAAGUCUCCUUCUAGAGGAUCAAACAUGACGCCAACUUCAACAGUCAAAGCAACACCACAGACAUAUCUACCUGUAGAAGGUCCAGUUGUAAAUCCUCAUCCGUUUCGUUAUCUUUUGAAUCCCGAGACUUUCUGCAACAAAAAGGAUAUAUACAUCAUAACAUACGUUCACAGUGCACCGAGCAAUUUCGAGAAACGAGACGCAAUUAGACAGACCUGGGGCAAAAGGAAGUAUUAUCUGAACAAAAGGGUCGAGUUAGUUUUUAUCCUGGGACAAGUUGCAGACACGGAAGUGAUGACGUCAGUGAGGAAUGAGUCGGAUAUCCAUGGCGACAUAGUCCAGGAGGAUUUCGUUGACAGUUAUCGUAACUUGACCUACAAGGCGAUCGCUGGAUUGAAGUGGGUGUCCACGUUCUGUAGACAAGCUGUGUAUGUUUUAAAAACAGACGAUGAUAUUUUCGUUAAUUUGUACGUGUUUAUCAGAUAUAUACUGUCGACUGUUGAAUUUCGUUAUGGAAUGACACGGUUGAUUCUAUGCCAUGUCUGGGUGAACAUGGGGGUGAUACGCAAACAGCAAUCUAAAUGGUACCUGUCUAGAGAUGAUUUCUCGCCAGACUUCUUUCCGCCAUAUUGUUCCGGAUCUGCUUAUUUGAUGAGCCCUGACGUCACGGAGGCUAUGUAUAGGUUAUCUCUGACCACUAACAUGUUCUGGGUGGAUGAUGUAUACAUCACUGGUUUGCUGAUACAGAAUCUGAACAUCACGCACAGGCCGUUCAACACUGGAUACAUUUUUUACCCUUCCCUUUUUGUGCAAGAAUUAGAAACUGAUAAAUACUAUGACGUUGCUGUCUAUGUGACUCAUAACCUUCAAAGAAUGUUUCUUUUGUGGACCACUGUGAAUGCAAGGGAAAGCAAAGCAGUUGAUACCAAGAAUAUUUCAAAGAUUGCUAUUGAUUUUCAUCAGAACACAUCUUAAAUUUAAGUGCAAUCAUGUGGUUGAAGACGUUUUUUUGUAUCAAUCAUAAAUAGCGAACGUAGUUGCUGGCCUCGGUGGUGUAGUGGAUUGUAAGUAACUAACAUAUUAUUGAACUUCUUCGCACAGAAGAUUUUAAUCGUAAGACGGGCAUUACGGCUACCGUAAGGUUGCUUUCUGGAAUUAAGCUUAUCUAGGUAUUUCUCCGGAUAUAAUCACGAAAAUAAGAAUCAUUAACUUAUUCUGGUUUGAAGAGAAAUUCUAACAUUCUUCCAUAUAUUAAUACAAAUUGUUAAAAAUAAUUAAUAACAUUCACUGAUGCAACAUUUAGGGGAUAAUGUCACUGUCUUUCGUAGUUAACUAUAAGGAUUUAUCACAAAAUUUGAAUUUAGGGACGAGACGAAGUUGAGUGCCCAAAUUCAAAAAUUGUGUGAUAAAUCCUUAUGGUUAACUACGAAACACAGUGAUAUUAUCCCUAUUCUAAUAUUACACCUAUUCGGAGUAUAUGUAAGACAUUUUAUUAUGUUUUUAUUAAAGAAAUCCCACAAAUAUUAAAAACUUAAUUAUCUAUUCUCCUUACUUACGAUAUUCAAUGAAAACGCUUGUAGUAAGUAAAAGUAUGACGUAAUAUUUCUUUCGUUCUCUUCACAUUUAGGAACGAACCAAAUGACAAAUUUAUCACCAUUGUAGUCUGUCUUUUGAACAUGAUUUAUUGUAAUACAGGAUACACUAAACGAAAUAGUUCCGUUGGCUGUUAAUAUCUGUUGCAAGACAUAUAGAUAUGAAUGGACUUUACAUUUGUGAAACAGUGUUUCAACUUUAUAUUGAAUUAUUUUGAGGAAUUCGUGUGGUUUAAUUUUGUACAAAAACCACGUUGAUGGGGUAGGUCUACAAGUUUAUAACUGUUGCUAACAUAUUUUCACUUAAAGUUUUUAUAAAUACAUACAAUAAUAUGCAUUUACUAAAGGGUAAGUAUUAUUUUCAAACGUUUUUCAAAGUUGUGCCAUAUUUUAAAGCAGUUAAUGUUGUUUAAAAUUGUGUUUAAAAAAAUCAAGUCAU